Molecule: messenger RNA, 1117 nt
Organism: Populus nigra (black poplar)
Lineage: Eukaryota; Viridiplantae; Streptophyta; Magnoliopsida; Malpighiales; Salicaceae
Product: NEDD8-conjugating enzyme Ubc12-like
Exons: 6
Coding region: 353-904 (183 amino acids)
Biological process (GO): protein neddylation
Cellular component (GO): nucleus
Molecular function (GO): NEDD8 transferase activity
Source: RefSeq, a predicted model, not a curated record
AGCAUGAGGGCGAAUUGAGAAUAAAAUUGCUUAAUUUUGAUCUUAGAACUCUUAGUUGAAAUACUUUUUAAAGUUUGAGGACUUUAGGAAAGGUUGUCCUUUAUUGGUUGAUUUAUUUAUUUUUUGUUGUGCAUUUGCAAGAAUACGAAGAAGCCUUUACUACUCAUAAAUAAUUUGCAUAAGCAUAUGUAGGUGUUUUGUGCGAAGAAACAAUCCGCUUCCCCCUCAUUUUAUAAAAAGCCUUUUCUCUUCUCUCACUCCCUUGUAAAUCAAUCAAUCAAUCAAUCAAUCAAAGCACACAAAAACUUUUCUUCCUUUUCUCUGUGGAUUUUCCUCGAACAGAUAAGGAGCUAUGAUUCGGCUAUUUAAAGUGAAGGAAAAGCAGAGAGAACUUGCUGAAAAUGCUAAUGGUGGUGUACCGAUCAAGAAGCAAACUGCUGGAGAAUUGCGUCUUCAUAAGGAUAUUUCUGAGUUGAACCUACCUACAUCAUGCAACAUGAUGUUCCCCAAUGGCAAGGACGACCUUAUGAACUUUGAGGUUUCUAUCCGACCAGAUGAAGGAUAUUAUUUAGGUGGAAUGUUUUUGUUCUCUUUUCAAGUUUCACCAAUCUAUCCACAUGAAGCACCGAAAGUUAAGUGCAAGACCAAGGUCUACCAUCCAAACAUCGAUUUAGAAGGAAAUGUCUGCCUCAAUAUCUUGCGAGAAGAUUGGAAACCUGUCCUCAGUAUAAACACUAUCAUUUACGGAUUAUAUCAUCUCUUCACGGAACCAAAUUGCGAGGAUCCUCUUAAUCAUGAUGCUGCUGCAGUGUUGAGGGAUAACCCUAAGAUGUUUGAAUCUCAUGUGAGAAGGGCUUUGGCAGGCGGGUAUGUGGGACAAACCUUCUUUCCACGAUGUAUUUAGGUUGUGUGUGGUGAUACAAAGUGCCACUUCCGAUAUGUUAUCAAUGCUUGAAUACCCGUGGUUGUAAAAUUUAUCUGCUACUUACACCGUCAUCCUUUAUUAUUUUUGUGGUGGAGUUGGGCACCAUGCAACUGAAACACAAACAUAAACUGUAUGCUAAUGCAACUCUUGGAUGCGAUUUGUAUUGAUUUGUUAAAUUAGUUAUUUCAACUA